Molecule: messenger RNA, 3683 nt
Organism: Dothidotthia symphoricarpi CBS 119687
Lineage: Eukaryota; Fungi; Ascomycota; Dothideomycetes; Pleosporales; Dothidotthiaceae
Product: Sfi1-domain-containing protein
Exons: 2
Coding region: 162-3683 (1173 amino acids)
Source: RefSeq, a predicted model, not a curated record
CGCAACCAUUCAUCUCCCGAUUCUUACGCCUGUAAUGCUAGACCAUCGCGCGCGUGUCCCAGCUUCGACAUCACCGUUUUUUGGCAGCGAUCUUGGAUCCCGCGGUUCCGACUCGCCUUGCUCAUGUUGUCGCGACGGCACAGGACGAGCCGCGUGCACGAAUGCCAGCCUCCAUGAGCGCGCAUAGCUAUGCCGCCCCGGGACUUGGUAAAGAUGAGCUGACGGAUGAUGUCAUCGAAACACUCUACGACAUUGUGCGCCGCGCCCAAGCCUCGUCCGACUCGACGUCGCGCGCCCUCUUCACCGCCUACGAAGAAGUGCUCGCCGAGCUUGGACUGCGGCCUAGCGACGAUGCACUCCUGCAUAGAUUCUUGUUCCGCAUGCAGAGCCAGCCGCGGAAGGAGGAGGGGCUCGUGCAACGCUUUCGACGCGUGUUGAGCGAGUUGGGGAUUGAUGUCGAGGUCGAUGAGGACGGUGAGGGCAUCGAGGUCACGACGGGCUUGGGUGGCACGACGCGUCAUGGGGGGCCGGUGGUGCUGAAUGGGCGCCCACGGUAUGAGAGGAGGGGCAGCUUUGACUCGUUCUUUGACGGCACGGCGGAUAAAGUGGCUGGCUUGGAGGAGGGGGAGACGCGACCGAGGACCAGGAGGGGCAGUCACGAUGUGCCUGCGACAAAUGGUUACGGGGUGCGUCGCGCGCAGUCGGACACCGAAACACAUUCGUACCAGCAGGCACGCCUCCCUGUGAGGAAUGGCGUGAAUGGCGUGAAUGGCUAUCAGCAUCACAGGGCGGGCUCGGGACAGUAUCGACGCGCUUCGGUGUCUAGUCGCGGGAGUCUGCGCAUAAGAAGAGAUGGACCCGUCACUGCGGCACAGGCCCAGGACAACGACGGCGACGACAGCGAGUACACGGAUCGCACGACGAGUCUCGACUUGAGCCGCGUGCAGGUACCCGGUGUGAAUGCGCCGAUUCCAGACUACCGCGAGGAGUCCUCGCACUACGAUCACCACGAUCACCACGACCACUACGAUCACCAUGCCCCAGAGCCACAUCACUACCAGCAGUACGUUCCCGAACCAUACCGUCCAUCCGACACGCGGUUGAUGGACGACGCCGAGACCUUCGAGCAUCAACGCCUGCACAGAGUCACGAGGGGCUGCAUACACAAGUGGCGCACCAGCACGCGCGAGCAGAUUGGGAAGUAUCGCGAAGACGAGAGGCUUGCCAUUGCAUUCGAUCGCAGUAUCUUGCUCAAGCAAUCCUUUGAGCAGCUCCGCGACACCGCGCGCAUGAGACGCGCCGCACGAGAGACAGACCGCUUCUUCGACCGACUGGAAACUCGCGCGGACAAGGCUCGGAACUUGUUCUUGCUCACGAAAGCUUUCACGCAUUGGGCCAGCAGCGCGGAAGACCAGGUCCAACGCACGUCGGUUGCGCGACGCCAUAUCCUGCGCACCCGAUUCUUCAACGGCUGGAGGGAGAUUACCGCCGUCAACGAGCUCAAGAUUCAGCACUUCGUGCUUGGCAAAUUUCUUCGGGUUUGGCGCGCGCGUGCUGAUGCCGUCCGCGAGAACAGCCACAAUGCGGUGUUGGUGUAUGAGCAGAAUCUGGUUCACAGGUUGUACAAAGAGUGGUUCUUCAAGUUUUGCGCGGUCGCUGCGCCGGCGUGGCAUAAUGCGCGUGUCAAGACGACCAUGUUUCGGAAGUGGAGUGAGAUUGUGAGGGUGCUGAGGGAGAGGGAGACAUGGGCGGCUGAUCGACGGGAGCGUACGGUCAUGACGAAGGCGUUGCAGGGCUGGCGACAGAAGACGGUGGCAGUGCAGGCGCUGGCACCGAAAGCAGAUGGGUUCCGACAGGCUUCACUACUUUCUACGGCUUUGCGAAGCAUCCAGAAACAAACGCAACUAGCACCGCUUCGUCGACAGCUCCAAGAUCGGGUUGACGGUCGUAUCCUUCGAACAGUCUUCCAAGACUGGCGCCAUCGAGCUCAAUUAUCCCGCCAGGCUCGCAAUGUCGACCAUAUGCGCAUCCUGCGUAAUGCAUACACUGCAUGGAACGAUCAAUUGCGCAUUCAAGCCCUCCAGCAACGCAUCAACGACCGCAUCAUUAUCGAGUGCUUGUACAAGUGGACUCUCGCAUCCCGUGUCUCCCUCUUCCAGCGCGUACACGACCGACAGAUCAAAGAAUCCGCUUUCCUAGCAUGGGUCACUAAAACCAACCAACGCGCCAACACGCUCGAUGCUGCAGAGCGGCGUUUUGCGCAGUUCAAGCGCGCUCAACUCAUGCGAACAUGUUUGAAGAAGAUGGAAGUCAUCACGGCUGAGAAGCGAGCAGAGCAGUUCGCCGUCGCAGCGCAGUACCAGCAGAAGCUUAAGCAGCGCAUUUUCGAGACGCUGAAGGAACGACUUGAACAUUUCCAGCAGCUGAACAAAUGGGCUGGUGACGCACAGUUUUAUGUCGUGAGCAAACGGGCGCUGAGGACUUGGAGCGACGCCACGCAGCAUAAGAGACGGGAGAGGAGACGGGACGCGUAUGCGCAGGUCCGGCGAACGGUCAAGACGAAUCUUGUACGCCGUGUCUUCGAUGUAUGGAGGGGGAAGGCGGAUACCAUCGCCGUCCAAAACCAACAAGCAGACGUCCUCAGGCAGACGAGAGAUGCCUACACAAGCAGGACAUUGCUGCACGCAUGGCACGACAAGACGAUCACUAUCCAUCAGCUGGAUACCCAGGCGUCCAACCUCCACACCUUCAAACUCUCCUCCCGCUGUCUGCACACAUGGACACACCGUCUCGCGACGCUGCAGACUAUGCACACGCAAGCCCACGCGCUGAGACAAGAAAGCACCGAGCUCGCUGCCUCCGGCGCGCUCAAGAAACUCGGCUGGCGACUGUGGAAUGUGCGUCGCCAGGAAGAAAAUGCUCGCGCGCUGUAUGAGAGGAACUUUGAGAAACACGUCAAAGCUAUGCUGCGCUUUUGGCUUGAGCAGACCCUCGCACGUCGACCGGUGGUGCAAGAGGGUGAUGAAGGGAGUGAGGCUGGUUUCGAAGACGAUGAUGACAACGGCGGAUUCGGCGAAGACGGUGACGAAACGCGCCGUCUCGAGGCCUGGACCGCAUUCGAUGAGAACGCGCUGGGUCUCAACAACGCCCUCGAUCUCGAGCUAUCGCUCACUCCGCACCGCCAGCCACCUACCUCCACGGCUCGACCCCCGCAAACAUCAACGCCUUACCCCCGCCCUCCGUCGCCCAUCGACGAACAAGAUGAAGAUGACGCAUUCGAUGACCCCUCCGCUUUCUGGUCCGGUACACCUCUUCCUCCUACAUCGAGCAGGAAAAUCGUACAACAACCCCCGCCAACGGCAAGUAAACCAGGCUACCUCAAGACGCCGAGCAAACGCAGCGUGGCGCGCGCCAAACGGCCCGAAUUGCCUAUGAGUCCGGAGAAACGACCCGUUGUUGCGAACCAGAAUCUGAAACCUAGUCAGCUGGGCAGUAUGAGUGCGCCGCCUGCGCGUGCGGUGUUUGAGCAGGGCACGGCGGGUCGGGCGGGCGUAACUAGCUUCGAGCGCAGACUGCGGGAUGGUGGGUUUGGGGGGACGCCGAGCGCGAUGAGGGGACGGGGGAGGGCGAAGGGGAGGGCGCUGGGGAGGGUCGGGUUUGGGGAUGUUAGUGAGAUUGGGUGA